Molecule: messenger RNA, 2210 nt
Organism: Amaranthus tricolor (Joseph's coat)
Lineage: Eukaryota; Viridiplantae; Streptophyta; Magnoliopsida; Caryophyllales; Amaranthaceae
Exons: 20
Coding region: 270-1808 (512 amino acids)
Biological process (GO): translation
Cellular component (GO): translation release factor complex
Molecular function (GO): GTP binding; translation release factor activity; GTPase activity
Source: RefSeq, a predicted model, not a curated record
UUAGUUUUUUUUUUCUUUAUUUUUUUUUUUUAGAAGAAUCAUCCCUAAUUUCUUGACCCACUUUCUAACGACUGCCUCCCCCGAUAAAAAUAACGAACCUCAUCUUUCAUUUUUCACUUCCACUUUCCUCCAUUUUCUAGUCUUUGUCCGCCAUUAGCAAAAGGAAGGUCCUCAAAGCAUUUUUGGUCUUCGAUUUUCAGUUCUUACUUUGUUUUGCAGGAGGUUUUGGAGUGGACAUUGAUUUUAGCUUGUAGGUUCAAACUCCAACGAUGGAUCUUUCAGAAGAAAUACGUGCUUUGCAGCUUGAUUCAUCUGAAGAUAAUGGGGCAAUUGACGUGGAGACAAAGCCACAAGAAGUUGAUGGUCUAGUCAAAACGAAAGAAGAUAUUGAGGAGUCUUCUAAUGCCGAUCAUUUUCAUAUCGAUACAAAAGAUCAGAGAAAGAUGGAGGCUUCUGUCCAUGGAGUGAAUGAAACCUUUGUCCAUGAUGCCAAUGAAGAGGCUAAGAACAAGAAACGCCAUCUCAAUGUUGUAUCUAUUGGUCAUGUUGAUGCUGGCAAGUCAACAAUUGGUGGUCAAAUACUUUUUCUUAGUGGGCAGGUCGAUGAUCGUACUAUCCAAAAAUACGAGAAAGAAGCGAAGGAUAAAGCAAGAGACAGUUGGUAUAUGGCAUACAUUAUGGAUACCAAUGAAGAAGAACGGUCUAAGGGUAUAACAGUUGAAGUUGGAAGAGCACAUUUUGAGACCGAGAAAACUAGAUUCACCAUUUUGGAUGCACCGGGUCAUAAAAGUUAUGUUCCUAAUAUGAUAAGUGGGGCUUCACAAGCUGACAUUGGCAUUUUGGUGAUAUCUGCUCGGAAAGGAGAGUUCGAAACUGGAUAUGAAAAAGGAGGUCAGACCCGUGAGCACGUCUUACUUGCAAAGACCUUAGGUGUUUCCAAGCUUAUCGUUGUGGUUAACAAGAUGGAUGAGCCUACUGUCAACUGGUCAAAGGAAAGGUAUGAUGAAAUAGAGUCAAAAAUGAUUCCUUUCUUGAAAUCUUCAGGCUACAAUGUCAAAAAAGAUGUCCAUUUUCUUCCAAUAUCAGGUUUGGCCGGAUCAAACUUGAAGACAAGAAUGGACAAAAGCGUAUGCCCCUGGUGGAAUGGUCCAUGUCUUUUCGAAGUGCUAGAUGCUGUUGAAGUCCCUACACGAGAUCCUAGUGGCCCUUUUAGGAUGCCCAUCAUAGAUAAAUUUAAAGACAUGGGAACUGUUGUCAUGGGUAAAGUAGAAUCUGGCUCAAUACAAGAGGGUGACUCAUUAAUUGUCAUGCCAAACAAGGUUAAUGUGAAAGUUGUUGCCGUAUAUGUUGAUGAAAAUAAGGUCAAAUGUGCGGAACCUGGUGAAAAUCUAAGGGUUAGAUUGUCUGGGAUUGAAGAAGAAGAUAUAUUGUCGGGCUUUGUCUUGUCAAGCAUUUCUAAGCCAAUUCCAGCUGUUAAUGAAUUUGUUGCUCAAUUGCAGAUCCUUGAGUUGCUUGACAAUGCAAUUUUUACUGCUGGGUACAAGGCAGUUUUGCAUGUUCAUUCUGUCGUUGAAGAAUGCGAAAUUGUGGAGCUACUGCAACAAAUUGAUAGAAAGACUGGGAAACCAAUGAAAAAGAAGGUUCUUUUUGUAAAGAGCAACACGAUUGUUGUGUGCCGGAUCCAGGUGAACAACUUAAUAUGCGUGGAGAAGUUUUCUGAUCUUGCCCAGCUUGGAAGAUUUAAUCUUCGAACUGAAGGGAAAACUGUUGCUGUUGGGAGAAUUACUGAUUUUGGAAACAGUGCUUAAACAAUUUUGCUAUAAUAUGUAAAGCAGCCACAAUAAUAUAUUGUUUAUUGGGAAGCUUGCAUUUCUCCUGAGGCUGUACAUGGUUUGUUCUGAUUUGGUUCGAUCGAGUUUGGCCCUAAAAUAAGACCAAACCAGAAAUUACAGUUUGAAAAUUAAUAGACCGGACCGUUUAGAUAUCGGACUAGACCACUCUAAAACGGUUGGCCCAAUCUAAAUUACCUUUUUUUUAGCUCUUUUUAAAUAUUGUAUUGCCAAGGAUUGCAAAUACUUGCACUUGACUGCGGAGCUUACUAUUUUCACCUUGUUGGUUGACUGUUAGGAAUUGUUUUUUAACAAAUACAUGUAUACUUGAACCUUCAUUCGUUAAAUUAAAAGAUUAUGAUAUUUUUGAUGCUAUUGAUA